UUUCGGUCCAUCCCUAUGUGCGAUAGAAAAGCUCCAAUCACCGCAACUCCGGCGCGGUGUCUGCGCUGUUGUCCGGCUCCUUGUUGUGAGCCCUGUGUCUCCUACUGCAUCUUUGAUUUGGAAAGUGCAGUUUUCGACACCCGUCACAUUUAUCAACGUGCCUGCCGCGAACUCUUGGCCAGCUAUAACAAGUCUCUGCCGGAUUCGGUGCUGAUGCAAUGUGGUCCAAUGGAGACACCUGAGAUGGCCGAGCUGAUAUGCCGCAAGUGUGAGUUGCCUGUUGUGUGGGAACAGUUUCUGGUGCAGUUGAAUGAGCACACCUGUGAGCUGAUUGCCAAUCCUCCCUUGAUGGAGGGCGUGGAGCGUCUGGUGAAUCAUUUGCAUUGCAAUUGCAUUGGCCUGGCCUUGAUUACGGCCAGCAAGAGAUCCUUAUUCUGCAAGAAGAUUCGUGGCAAUGAGGACUUCUUUAAGCUUUUCGAUCAUGUGCUGUGUGCCGAUGAAUACAAUCAACCGAAGCCUCAACCCGACUGUUAUUUGCUUGCCAUGGAUCUGUUCUGUGAGCGACCCCCGCCGGAGUGUUGUCUGGCCUUCGAUGGCACAACGAAGGGUGUUCAGGCGGCCAGAGAUGCUCACCUGCAGGUCAUUAUGUUGCCUGAUCCCGAUCUGCCCUGUUGUUGGUCCGAGUUGGCCACCCAACGUCUAGAGACGCUCAAGGACUUUGAUCCUGAAGACUUUGGCAUGCCAUAUCUAGAGCCCCUUUCCGAACCGUCGCCUCCGGAAUCUCCGCGUAACAGUGUGAAUGACAAGGCUAUCGAAUCGUCACAAGAGGAAGAGCUAAGGGGCAGCACCCAAGAGGAGGAGGCGCCACCAGCCGAGGAGCCAGCAGCUGAAGCAGAAUAGAUUUUAUGCAUCAAUAUUGAAUGUUUUAACAACAAUAAAAGUCAACAAAUUUAUAAACAAUUAA
Messenger RNA from Drosophila innubila, 964 nucleotides. Its product is annotated as probable pseudouridine-5'-phosphatase. The record is from RefSeq and is a predicted model, not a curated record. Lineage: Eukaryota; Metazoa; Arthropoda; Insecta; Diptera; Drosophilidae. Gene Ontology annotation, molecular function: phosphatase activity. Bases 16 to 900 code for a protein of 294 amino acids. The transcript is spliced from 2 exons.